AUGUGGACCGUCAAGAUCCUGCUGGCGCUGCUGAGGCUGCUCUGGAAGGCCCUGUGGCUCCUGGUGAUCAGCCUGGUCCGCCUGCUGCUCUGGCUGGCGGGCAGCAACACGGAGCCGCAGUGGCUGCAGCGCAUGGAGGCGGCCUGGCGGGCCAGAGCGGCCAAGAGGGACGACAGCAGCGGCGACGACAGCAGCGACGGCAGCAGCGAGGACAGCGGCGACGAGGACAGCGGCGGCGGCGACGGCGGCAACGACGGCGGCAACGACGGCGGCGACGGCGGCGACAGCGACGGCGGCGACAGCGACGGCGGCGACAGCAGCAGCGAGGACAGCAGCGAGGCCGGCGGCGGGGAGCGCCUCACCCCCACCAGCGUCAACUACCACUUCACCCGGCAGUGCAACUACAAGUGCGGCUUCUGCUUCCACACGGCCAAGACGUCCUUCGUGCUGCCCCUGGAGGAGGCCAAGAGGGGUCUGCGGCUGCUGAAGGAGGCGGGCAUGGAGAAGAUCAACUUCUCGGGCGGGGAGCCCUUCCUGCACCAGCGGGGCGAGUUCCUGGGCCGGCUGGUGAAGUUCUGCAAGCAGGACCUGUGCCUGCCUAGUGUGAGCAUCGUCAGCAACGGGAGCCUGAUCCGCGAGCGCUGGUUCCAGAACUACGGCCAGUACCUGGACAUCCUGGCCAUCUCCUGCGACAGCUUCAACGAGGACGUGAACGUCAUCAUCGGCCGCGGGCAGGGCAAGAUCAACCACGUGGAGAACCUGCACAAGCUGCGGGGCUGGUGCCGGGACUACCGGGUGGCCUUCAAGAUCAACUCGGUCAUCAACCGCUUCAACCUGGACGAGGACAUGACCGAGAACAUCAAGGCGCUGAACCCCGUCCGCUGGAAGGUGUUCCAGUGCCUGCUCAUCGAGGGCGAGAACGUGGGCGAAGGGGCGCUGCGCGAGGCCGAGAAGUUCGUCAUCACCAAGGAGGAGUUCCAGGGCUUCCUGGACCGCCACCGCAGCGUGGCCUGCAUGGUGCCCGAGUGCAACGACAAGAUGAAGGACUCCUACCUGAUUCUGGAUGAGUAUAUGCGCUUCCUGAACUGCAGAGAGGGGCGGAAGGACCCCUCCAAGUCCAUCCUGGACGUGGGAGUGGAGGAGGCCAUCAAGUUCAGCGGCUUCGACGAGAAGGCGUUCCGCAAGCGCGGGGGGAAGUACGUGUGGAGCAAGGUGGACCUGCAGCUGGAUUGGUAGGGCCGGCGGGGAGCAGCCUCCCCCCCGCCACACGGGAGCCCAGCUCAGGCCCGAGCGGCUGCCGUCAUCCGCAGCGCCUCCUGCUGGCACUCGCCAGCGGCCCCCGCUGGGAUCUCCCGUUUCGCUUGGUAGCUGGUGACCUGCGGUCGCCGAUCGCGCUAGAGUAGCUGAA
This is a messenger RNA of Phyllostomus discolor (pale spear-nosed bat), 1408 nucleotides long. RefSeq names its product radical S-adenosyl methionine domain containing 2 (gene RSAD2). Gene Ontology annotation, molecular function: 4 iron, 4 sulfur cluster binding; catalytic activity. Gene Ontology annotation, biological process: defense response to virus; positive regulation of immune response. The transcript has 6 exons. The coding region runs from base 1 to 1236 and encodes 411 amino acids. The record is from RefSeq and is a predicted model, not a curated record. Gene Ontology annotation, cellular component: endoplasmic reticulum; endoplasmic reticulum membrane; mitochondrion. Lineage: Eukaryota; Metazoa; Chordata; Mammalia; Chiroptera; Phyllostomidae.